AUAGAAAAAGAUAGGAUAAAGGAAGUUUGAAACUAAUAAUAGAGAGAUUUGGUAGCUUUUUCAUUUGAGUUGAUCAGGACCGAGGAAGUUAAACAGGGUAAAUUGAUAAGUUCAGGCAAAUUUGUUUGGGUUCCUAGAUUCUUGUCAAAACCCGGGACAAUUUUCACUCCAAAACUAAAUCAAAACUGCGAAAAGUUUCGCUUUCGGACUCCUACAUGGAACUUCGAGCCAUAUCUAUUUAACCGCUUUAGUGUAGAGUCUCCAACACUCUUCUUUAUAUAACUGGAAGAACAAAAACUACAAGACUCUCGUCUCUUCACCAACUUUUUUUUUUUUUUCCUAUAAUAUGGCUGGGUACAGGCCUGAUGAUGAGUAUGAUUACUUGUUCAAGCUGGUGUUGAUUGGUGAUUCAGGUGUGGGUAAGUCCAACUUGCUUUCCAGGUUUACCAAAAACGAGUUUAAUCUCGAGUCCAAGUCUACUAUUGGUGUUGAGUUUGCUACCAAAAGUUUGAAGAUUGAUGGCAAGGUCGUCAAGGCUCAGAUUUGGGACACUGCUGGCCAAGAAAGGUACCGUGCCAUUACAAGUGCUUAUUAUAGAGGUGCUGUUGGUGCUUUGCUUGUGUAUGAUGUCACUCAAGUUUCCACCUUUAGGAAUGUUGGGAGGUGGUUGAAGGAGUUGAGAGAGCACACUGACCCCAACAUUGUUGUCAUGCUGAUAGGCAACAAGUCAGAUCUUCGGCACCUCAUAGCUGUCUCCACUGAGGAUGGUAAAGCAUUUGCCGAGGAGGAGUCUGUAUAUUUCAUGGAAACAUCAGCAUUAGAUGCAACAAACGUGGAAAAUGCUUUUACAGAAGUUAUUAAUCAGAUAUACAAGGUUGUUAGCAAGAGGACAGUCGAGGCAGGCGUCGAUGGAUCUUCUUCCACACUUCCAUCAAAAGGAGAGACAAUAAAUGUCAAUGCGGAUGCUUCCUUUCUGAAGAGAAUAGGAUGCUGCUCGAACUAAGGACAAGUUGUUGUCAGACUGCCGGAUUACACAGCAUUGUGCAAUUUCCUUGUACAUGAUCACAGUUAAUCUUCAUGUAGAAUGAAAAAACAAGGUUGUCUGCUACUCAGUUUGGAAUAUUUCCUGAGAACAUGGUCUAAGUAGUCUCAAAUAAUCUAAUGUCCUGGUGGAAUGCAUUAUCUACCUGAAACCUAUAUACUGCAACUAUUUUACUACUCAGGGUGUUCAAUUAUGAAGUUUGAUUUUGUCCCUCUGGCUAAA
Messenger RNA from Mangifera indica (mango), 1264 nucleotides. Its product is annotated as ras-related protein Rab11D. Gene Ontology annotation, cellular component: endosome. The transcript is spliced from 2 exons. NCBI's taxonomy places the organism in Eukaryota, Viridiplantae, Streptophyta, Magnoliopsida, Sapindales, Anacardiaceae. Gene Ontology annotation, molecular function: GTPase activity; GTP binding. The record is from RefSeq and is a predicted model, not a curated record. The coding region runs from base 347 to 1003 and encodes 218 amino acids.